Molecule: messenger RNA, 1791 nt
Organism: Phytomonas sp. EM1
Lineage: Eukaryota; Euglenozoa; Kinetoplastea; Trypanosomatida; Trypanosomatidae
Source: the annotation of a GenBank genome assembly
AUGGAGAUACUUUCAAGUUCUAUUGUAAAGGCAAUUGCGUCGCGCAUUGACACACACUACCCUCUUGUUCAUACGAAGGAGUUGGACUACGGGACAUCUGGCAUUAGAACAAAAGGUGCCGUUUUACCACCAGUUUCUGCACGCCUUGUAUUUAUUGCAGUGCUUCGUGCCUGGUCAUGCGGAUUGAAUUCUACCAACGAGUUUGUUCAACAGCGGGGAAGUAGAAUUGGCUUUAUUAUCACUGCUUCACAUAAUCCAUCAGAUGAUAAUGGCUUCAAAAUUAUUGAUUCAGAUGGAGGGAUGUUGGAAUCCACAUGGGAGGUGUGGUGUAAGAAAGCCGCUAACGCAAAAUCCGGGAAUGAUUUAAUCAAAGUGCUUGAAGAAUGUAUAAGAGAAGAGAAAAUUGUUUUCCCCUUAAACUUUUCGAUCUCUUAUGCAUCCAUUCUUUUUGGUCGAGAUACGAGGAGAACUGGAUUAUCUAUUCUUGACGCGGCAAAAGACAUGCUUGAUAACUUUUUAAAGGUGCCAUAUACUGAUUACGGUAUAGUAACAACGCCCGAGUUACAUUAUAUUGUCUCAAAGCUCAAUGAGGAGGUUGGGAAGCCAGUACCAGCAAAGAUUGAGAUUAAAUCAUACCACGAGAGUAUUUUAAAUGCUUUCAACCGCCUCAUGAGCCUGAAUUUGAAUGGAGCGCGUAAGAAUCAACACGAUCUUGUUAUAGAUACAUCCAAUGGAGUGGGCUAUUAUGGCUUGAAGCGUCUCAUUUCAUUUUCUGAGAGUCUUUUCAAUCAAGACAUUCUAAAAAAAUAUUUCAAUGUCGUUUUGUUAAAUACAAACGUUGAACAAAUCGACGAUUUGAAUUAUUUAUGUGGCGCUGAGUUUGUCCACAAAAAAGAUUGCCCAUCUGAUGAGAUGAAUCAAUGGGCUCUUGACAAUCACAGAGAAAAUAGAUGCGUUCAUUACUACAGUCUUGAUGGGGACGCGGAUCGCUUAAUCGCACUCAACUACAAUUCCAUAUCAAACAAAGGAGAAAAGAAGUGGCACAUUAUCGAUGGCGAUCGGAUGUCUGUUCUCUAUGCUUUGCUUUUGCGCGAAUGGCUUGGUAGUGACGUCUUAGAGUUAUUAGACGUUGGUAUUGUCCAAACAGGAUAUUCUAACGGUGCAGCAACCAGAUUCAUUGAGGAGGAGCUUAAGAUGAAGACAUUUGUAACGGCCACAGGUGUGAAGAAUUUGCACCCUGUUGCACAUGAGCUUGAUAUUGGGAUUUAUUUCGAAACAAAUGGACAUGGAACUGUGUUAUUCCGUGACGGUCUUGAGAAGAAGUUAGAGGGGAAAAUAUCAAGCCAAAAGGCUGAAUUCAUUCAUCUAAUACUCGAGACCGUCCCAUCGCUGCUUUCUCAAGUAUGUGGAGAUUCGAUUGCAGACAUGCUGAUGUGUGAAGUAGCCUUGGAUGCACUACAGCUCUCUCCUCUUCAGUGGGUUCAGAUAUACGACACCAGACCGUCCAUUCAAUCUACAAUUACUGUUCCGGAUGCUUCUGUUAUCACAAACACUAAGGAUCAAACUCGUGCGAUCACUCCUGAAGGCCUUCAGGAGGAAAUCGAUGACAUCGUUAACACUGUCGAACGAGAGUUUCUUGGUAAAGAUGGAGAACAAGGGAUGACUCGUGCUUUUGUGCGUCCGAGUGGAACAGAACCUAUCGUUAGGAUUUAUGCAGAAGCCAAUACCCAAAACGCCUGUGAAUUGUUAGAAAAAAAAGUGAGAGCUGCAGUUAUUAAAUACUGCGGAUGA